Molecule: messenger RNA, 1561 nt
Organism: Culicoides brevitarsis
Lineage: Eukaryota; Metazoa; Arthropoda; Insecta; Diptera; Ceratopogonidae
Product: TWiK family of potassium channels protein 7
Exons: 6
Coding region: 10-1395 (461 amino acids)
Biological process (GO): stabilization of membrane potential; potassium ion transmembrane transport
Cellular component (GO): plasma membrane
Molecular function (GO): potassium ion leak channel activity; outward rectifier potassium channel activity
Source: RefSeq, a predicted model, not a curated record
GCGAACACAAUGAGCAUGCCGGGUCCCAGUGUGAAACGGAUGUCCAUCGAGCAGGAUGAACUGGAUGCCGUUUCGAGUCCCUGUUGUGCCUGCACAUCGACCACAUCCUCGCAAAAUAGUCCCUUUUGGGUUGGGCUACUCACGAAUUUGGGCAUUUGUGCGUUGCUUUUUGCAUACACGCUAUUAGGUUCAUUCAUAUUUCUCGCCAUCGAGGGCGGCGCAUCCCAAAUGCAUCAACGUACCCUGGCAUCCACAAAUCGACAAAUAAAGCUACAUAACACACGAACGGCAGCAACGACGCACGACAACAACAAUUUAACGGCAAUAUCGCGCAACUUGCUGCAAGAGACGCACGAAGCGCGACAACGAACUGUAGAGAAUAUCUGGGACAUUACCGUCUCACUAAAUAUUUUAUAUCGAGAAAAUUGGACAAGACUGGCAGCAAUUGAAUUAGCGAAAUUCCAAGAUCAAAUUAUGAAACAAAUCAUCAGUGAGUUGCCGCCCAAUGCGAUACAACAAUCGCCGCCAGCUACAGGUGCCAUCACAAUACCACAAUCAAUACAAGACUACGAAUGGACAUUUGCGCGAGCAUUUCUCUAUUCGUUGACGGUGCUAACGACAAUAGGUUACGGCAAUAUAGCGCCGCGAACAACAUUAGGACGCAUCGUGACAUUAGGAUAUGCUGUUUUAGGUAUACCACUAACGUUAGUCUAUCUAUCGAGUACAGGCGGUGUCUUAGCCAGAGUUGCUCGUGGAGUGUUUUCAAGAGCUUUAUGUUGUUGCUUGUGCUCUAAUUGCGGGUAUUGUUGCUACGACGAGAAACGGAUGGCGGAGAAGGAGCGUCGCAUGAAGCGCAAACGGCAACAGAUGGAGAUGAAGGCGCAACAAAUAGCCCUUCAGGAGCCAUAUUACGUGCGAAGUGGGUCUCUGCACUCGCCCGACAACAACAAACAAAUACCUGAAAUCGACUCGUUGAGCAGUUGCGACGUCGAAUCGGGUACCUCGAUGCACGGCUUGAGCAUUUUGGCGCCAAUUUGCCUCUGCAUCUGCAUGAUGGUUGUUUAUAUCGUCAUCGGCGCCGUUUCGCUGUACAAAUUGGAGGGAUGGCCCCUGCUGGAUGGCAUUUAUUUUUGCUUCAUGAGCCUGUCGACAAUCGGUUUUGGUGACUUGGUGCCUGGAUUGCGGAAAGAAUCGACCUCGACGACGUGGUUUUGCUCGAUUUACAUCAUGUCGGGCAUGGCGCUGACGGCAAUGUGCUUCAAUGUGUUGCACGAGGAGAUAAUUCAUCGGCUCAAGCAUGUCGUUGACGCGAAAAAAGACGGCAGGGGCAUGAUGAUGAUGAAAAAUGGCACGAGCGGCAAUACCGCAGUCGAUGACGAUUGCAUAAUGUCUUGACGCUUCGAGAAAAACACCAAUUUGUAUCAGCGAAAUCCCACCGAGGAAAGUCUUAUUACAGCAACGCCUACAUCGAUGAUCUUCGGUCAGGAGCCCGAUAUCAGUCAAAUGCACGUGCUCAAAGAUUGCAACAAUCAUCACAUGGUCGAGCACGAACUCGUUCCCA